Messenger RNA from Lotus japonicus, 1447 nucleotides. RefSeq lists its product as uncharacterized. The record is from RefSeq and is a predicted model, not a curated record. Lineage: Eukaryota; Viridiplantae; Streptophyta; Magnoliopsida; Fabales; Fabaceae. The coding region runs from base 151 to 852 and encodes 233 amino acids. The transcript has 9 exons.
UUUGUCUUUUUCCUCUUACUUUCUCUCUUCGCAACUUUCGCUCACCCAAACGCUCUGUAAUAUUCAGAAUCAGAAGCACCCCACUUGCCAUUCUCAAUCAAGCUUGAAUCUUUUCAUCUCUGCGGUUCAAUCAAGCACAUCAAAGCAGCAAUGCCGAACUGGGAGCUCAAGAACUGUUGUGAUCACGACCAGAAAGUGUUCCUUGCUUGUGUUGCUGCUUUCACCGUUGUCAUCCUCGUGUUAUGGAGGACUGUUCUGCUCACGCCUUUUAAGCUCAUCACCGUGUUUCUGCAUGAAGCGAGUCAUGCAAUUGCUUGCUUGCUUACUUGUGGCAAGGUGGAGGGAAUCCAGGUUCAUGCAAACGAGGGUGGUUCGACGCAGACCCGUGGUGGCAUAUACUGGGUGAUCUUGCCUGCUGGAUAUCUCGGUUCAUCAUUUUGGGGAAUGGCUUUGAUACUUGCUUCGACAAAUAUUCUCACUGCGAGAAUUGCUGCCGGUUGCUUUAUUGCUGCUCUGGUUAUUGUCCUCUUUGUUGCUAAAAAUUGGACACUCCGAGGACUCUGUAUUGGAUUUAUUAUUUUUAUUGCUGUAAUUUGGCUUCUACAAGAGAAAACGGAAGUCCGAGCCCUUCGCUAUGUCAUUCUCUUUAUCGGUGUGAUGAACAGUUUGUUUUCAGUUUAUGAUAUUUAUGAUGAUCUAAUAUCUAGAAGAGUCCACUCUAGUGAUGCUGAGAAGUUUGCUGAAGUUUGCCCAUGCCCCUGUAAUGGUAUAGGAUGGGGAGUUAUUUGGGGGAUGAUAUCAUUCGUGUUUCUUUGUGGAUCUUUGUACCUUGGACUGGUCAUAUUAUCAUGAGGUAAACACACAACUUCUUCUAUAACAUAUUUAAUCAUGUUUCAGUAUUUAAACGAGGAUCAGGAUACUCUCAUUUCACAUAACACUAUCAAGUGAAACACUGCGUCUAUCAGUUCUCUCUCUUCAUAAAUGUUCAAGGGAUUCCACCUAUUUGAUACAUAUGGAAAGAGGGAUAGAUUAGGCACAAAAUUUCAACAUUUCAACAUAAGGGAACAUGCGAAAGUUUACACAUGAGAAAUAUGUAUGGAACUGCCAAUAGCUUGACCCUUGCUACUUUGAUCUUUUGUAUACAGAUUUUUGCUCUAGAUAUACUUAUUUUCCUGCUGGGAGUUGGCUAUCUCCAUGUUACUCCCAUGGCUUCAUUCUUUGCAGCCUAUUUGGGUUGCGUCGUAUAUGAUUGCUUUUGUAUAGGAAACUUGUUCAUGAAUCGAAUUAUUGAGGCAGAUUUGUAGGUGAAACUAUAACCUUUUCCUUGGUGGUCUUCUUUGUUAACCCAUCGGUGUAGGUUUUCUUGUUUUGAACUCCCCUGUCAUCCCAACAGUUGUAUCAUAGCUGAUGUUCCGGUUCUCGAGUAUUAAUUUGGUGACAUUGAUUA